Messenger RNA from Oryza sativa Japonica Group (Japanese rice), 1912 nucleotides. RefSeq lists its product as uncharacterized. The record is from RefSeq and is a predicted model, not a curated record. Gene Ontology annotation, biological process: ribosomal small subunit biogenesis; ribosomal small subunit export from nucleus. Gene Ontology annotation, cellular component: cytosol; nucleus; preribosome, small subunit precursor. Lineage: Eukaryota; Viridiplantae; Streptophyta; Magnoliopsida; Poales; Poaceae.
AACACGCACUUGUCGUCUUGUCGCCUCAAAAUUUCCUCUCUCCUCGCCACCGUCUCUUCUGUUUACGAGCUCCUCUCCAAAUCCCCAAAACCCUAAUCCAGCCAGCCGCCGCCGCCGCCGCCGCCAUGGGAGGAGGAGGAGGAGGAGGGCGCAAGCCACGCAACUUCGCCACGUUCCGGCUGUUCCCGCGCGCCGGCGCCGCCGACCCCAACGACCGCGUCUUCGUCCGCGUCGACAGCAACGACUACACCGUCCCCGGCUUCGGCGACGACGACGCCUUCGACUCCUCAUCCCUCUCCCUCACCGGUGACGCCGCCGCCGGCGAUCACUUCUCCUCCGCCUCCGGCCCCCUCCCCGACCACGUCCGCCGCGAGAUCCUCGAGCUCGGCCUCCCGGACGACGGCUACAAUUACCUCCACCACCUCCGCGAGCUCCGCCCCUCCGCCGCCGCCGCCGCCUCAUCCUUCGCGCCCAACCAGACUGCCCCGCCUCUCCCCCUCGACGUGAAGGCGUAUGAUGCCAGUAGGGUGCGGAUUGCUUCUGGCAAUGUUGAGGAUGAGAUGGACGAGGGGAGGACGAUGUGUAAGGUGGCCGCGAAGACAGCGCCUGUGAGGCGGAUUGAGAGGGCGGUUGAUCCUGACAUCGCGAGGUUGCUCGACGAGACCGAUGUCUCCCAUGGCGGGUCGGAGGAUGAGGGACUGGAGGAGGAUUUUGUCAUCAUGGCAAACCGGGCUGAGGGGGAUGAGGAGGAAGAUGAUGAUGAUGAAGAGGAGGAAGUGAUGGAUGGUGUGUUCUUAAGUGAUGUUGAAGAGGAAGAGGAGUUUGAGGAUGAUGAGGGUGAGCCCAAGCCGAGGGUCCGGCGGUUGCUGGAUGAACAGUUUGAUUUGCUUGCUUUGGAAGAAUAUGGUGACAGUGAUGAUGAUGAUGAUGAUCCAGGUGUUAGAAAUGGGGAAUGUGAACUGCCUACUGAGGUUAUUGAUGAACUGAAACUGUUCCAUAGUCAAAAUGUAUCUGUCACAGAAGAAUAUAGAACGCCGGCAGAUUUUGUUCGUAGAAAAUUGGAUUCAAGCACAGCAGAGGAGGUGGAUGAAUCUGCUAAUGUAAUCCAAAAAUGUGCUGAAUAUGCUGAAAGGUAUUUAAAUGAAACUGCUGAAGAGGAAGAAGUUGUACUUGUUUCAGAAAGCAGUGAUGAGUCUGAAGUUUGGGACUGUGAGACUAUUGUUUCCACAUACUCAAAUCUUGACAACCAUCCUGGAAAGAUUCAAACACCAGGAAAUCCUAAAAAUAGGCUCCCUAAAGUUUUUCCUGGAGAAACAGCUACAACGAAAGAUAUCAUCAGGCUUCAAGGCAAAGAGAGACUUCCAGUAGAAUACCUACCACAGAGGAAAAGAAAUGGUGAGAAGGAGAAGAAAGCAAAGCCAACAGAAACUCCAAGUGCUGAAAGUUUUAAGAAAGGAGCUCAAAAGGAAACAAAGGAGGAAAAGAAAGCAAGAAAGGCUGCAGUGAAAGAAGAGAAGAGAGAAGCACGGAAAGCAAAGAAAGAGCUGAAAGGCCUGUACAAAUUUGAAACACAGAAGGCUCAGAAGGUUGCUGCUGUUACAGGGCCAGCUUCUAUACGGCUAAUGUAAUAACCAUGUUGAUUUGUAAACAUGUUCUGCACGAUAACGACGCAAUGUGAGUCGUAAGGAGAUCCUCAUCCUACAAGGUACGACGGCAAGAUAUGAUACACUGAUACCUCCUGGGUCAUCUUGUGCCAUGUUUGUGGUUUUUGUCGACUAGAUACCCAGUGUAUACCAUGUUUGGACUUCUGUAUGAGAAAUAUGUCGUGUAAGACGUAGGUUAUCUAAUGGACACAGUGGCGCUAUUUUGAAUGUGAUUUUACACUGAAGUUACCCAAGAUUUUCAAUCUGCA